AACAAGCAUGUGCGUGAAAGGGAAGCACGUUAGUGCUGAUGAUAAGAAAUGAAACCAGACCUGAACACUCAUGCUGUCCUGUGUUUAAUGUUUAACUGCCCUGCCCUCGUGGGAGGGAGGAGGAUAUUUGAGCGAGGGGAGUGUUGGCUAACACUUUGCUCUACCAGACUGAGGUGAAACCAACCAACUUCAGACCAGGACCUGUGAGGACUCUCAGGAAUCCCAGAUGGUCAUCAGAGAUAAGAAGGACCAGACUCGGGGACACAUACUGGACUUUUGGGCUUAAGACACUGAAUAUUUAGAACCUCACAGAAAGUUCAGUAGAGUCUUUAUAUUUUACUGCUGUGGAAUAUCAUGAAAUCACUGUGAUUUGGAGUUUCUCAGCCACCGGAAUCAUCUUCUUGAAGACUCAGGAAUCAUUUUAGACAAAGAAAAGUCUUGAGUGUGUGCUGUUAUCUGGGAGAAGUGCUCACCUCUGGGUCUCGGCUCUAAUCACAGCGACUGCACCCAGCAGAACUGACAAGCUACGGGAUAAAAUCAAUACCUGGAAAAUCUGAGCUCACAAGUCGGCUAUCAUGAGUGACGAAAUGGAGGAAGCACAGACUAAAGACUGGAGGCUGAUUGAACCCAACUAUCCUGUCAAAAUCUUCCUGACGGUCUUUUACAGCCUCAUCUUGGUGACGGGUAUCAUGGGUAAUUCGGUCACAAUCAAAGUGACUCAAGUGCUGAAGCGAAACGGCUACCUGCAGAAGAACGUGACCAACCACAUGGUCAGCCUGGCCUGCUCGGACUUGUUGGUGCUCAUCAUCGGCAUGCCAGUAGAGCUCUACAGCGCCAUCUGGAACCCGUUCACCUCCGCAUCAGGCGACGCUUCCUGUAAGAUCUACAACUUCUUGUUUGAGGCUUGUAGCUACGCCACCAUCCUCAAUGUGGCCACGCUUAGCUUUGAGCGCUACAUUGCUAUCUGCCACCCGUUCCGCUUCAAAGCCUUGAGAGAAAAACGCACCUCCGUCCUCAUCACCUUUGCCUGGUUGGUGUCCAUGGUCGUGGCGCUGCCGCUGCUGACCGCCACGGGAACGCAGAGCCACACUCUCCAACUACCAAACGAAACCGUCCACAAUCUGACUUUCUGCACCAACAUGAAGGAGCACUGGGUGAUGUACAGGGUCAGCAUCUUUGUGGCUUUCCUCGUCUACGUGAUUGUGUUGAUCUGCGUGGGCUUCAUGUGCCGGGCGAUGAUCCGGGUCCUGCAGAAAAGCGGGAUCAACAGGGACCAAGGAGCACCCAAGCACGAGAGUUUAAAGGUCAAGACGGCCAGGAAGCAGACCAUCAUUUUUCUUGGUCUCAUCGUACUGUCCUUGAUGGUGUGCUGGCUUCCCAACCAGAUCCGUCGUCUUAUGAUGGCCACCAUGCCCAAGUCCGAGUGGAGUGAUUCCUUCUUCUGGAGCUACAUCACCCUCCAUCCUGUGGCCGACAGUUUCUUCUACAUCAGCUCGGUCCUCAACCCUUUCCUUUACAACCUGUCCUCCAGGCAGUUCAGGGAGGUCUUUAUGCAGGUGCUGCGGUGCCACCUCACUAUCGAACACAUCAACAAGCGGACUGUGAAGGGCUCCAACGCUGCCUCUGCACGCUCCUUUCGGCCCCUGCUGUUCAAGUCGCUGCAUCGCGGCCGGGGGAACCAAUCCACGAUUUCACAAGAGAAAGCUCCUCCCACCUUCACAACGUUUCAGACGCAAAGGGACUCAGGAAUGGAUUCAAAUACUCAAUCUCUCAGCCUGACGGAAGACGUGGAUUCAGCUGUCACAGGAAGGACAGAUGUAUCAUCAGAGACUGAAGUAUAAUGUGCUGUACAAUUUAAUGCAACACAGUAAACAGUAAAACAAAGAUGGCAGAAAUAGCUUUUUCCAAGGACUCUUGUGCUGUGCCAUCUGCAACAAAUAUACAGAUAUUCCUUAGACACAGUAAACACAUUACAAAGAGUUAAGUUAGAAAUUUCCAUAACAGAUCACACUCAGCUGACAAUUUGGCACAACAGAAAGCUCGAUGGGACUUCUCAGAGAGACAUUUGUUAUCAAGUCAGAACAUGAUUGUACAAAAGCUCAAAUAUUCAGUUAGGAAUGAAGCUUAAAGGUGAAAGUUAAAGAUACUCGGUGGAGUUUGUGACCACUAGAGGGACUACAGAAC
This is a messenger RNA of Thunnus maccoyii (southern bluefin tuna), 2184 nucleotides long. It is a transcript of the gene gpr39, whose product is annotated as G protein-coupled receptor 39. The record is from RefSeq and is a predicted model, not a curated record. NCBI's taxonomy places the organism in Eukaryota, Metazoa, Chordata, Actinopteri, Scombriformes, Scombridae. Bases 576 to 1841 code for a protein of 421 amino acids. Gene Ontology annotation, cellular component: membrane. Gene Ontology annotation, biological process: G protein-coupled receptor signaling pathway. Gene Ontology annotation, molecular function: G protein-coupled receptor activity. The transcript has 2 exons.